This is a messenger RNA of Pyrenophora tritici-repentis Pt-1C-BFP, 1344 nucleotides long. RefSeq names its product MhpC, hydrolase or acyltransferase (alpha-beta hydrolase superfamily). NCBI's taxonomy places the organism in Eukaryota, Fungi, Ascomycota, Dothideomycetes, Pleosporales, Pleosporaceae. The record is from RefSeq and is a predicted model, not a curated record.
AUGUCCGACUGGUCUGACAUUACCGCGGCCCUGAAAGGUAGCUUGGACAAGCUCUCCAAUCUCCUCCAAUCCGAUGAGCAAUUGAAGGCUUUCACUGCGUCCAACGCUAUCAAGAAAGCCGUCACGUUUGGCAUCAAGUCAAGUGGCUCCGACAACACCCUCCUCAUCACCGUCGCGAAUGGUAGCGCGAAAGCCACAACUGGUUCCUCAAAAGAUGCACUGUUCACGCUUUGUGCCUUGCCCGAACAAUGGGAGCAACACUUUAAACAAGUCCCGGUAAUGCCAUACCAGAGCUACUGGGGCAUGUUUGGCAUGAACAUCAAGCAGAAAGGCAUCGAAAUCACAGGUGACGAGACAGCGUUCGUGCAAUGGACCCAUGUCUGGAGACGCGUUCUUGAGCUUACACACGACGCUCACUGUGGGCCGAUCAAAGAAGACGAACAGCCCGAGCCUCAGUACGACUACCUUACUGGAAAAUACACCUUCCUUGACGCUCCAGUAUGGGGCCGAUGCAAGAUCUUCUACGAAUACUCUGGCGAAGGCAAGCAGCCCAUCGUCUUUCUACACACUGCGGGAAGUGACAGCCGACAAUAUCAUGGUGUCAUGAACGACGCCAAGAUGCGCAAGAAGUGCAUCAUGUAUGCCUUCGACCUGCCCGGACAUGGACGUAGCUUUCCCCCAAAGAACUACAUGCCUGGAGCGCACACAAACACCGAAGACAGCUACAUAGGCAUAAUCGCGUCUUUUGUCAAGACUUUGGGUCUGAGGAGGCCUAUCAUCUGCGGCGCGAGCAUGGCUGGCCAAGUCUGCCUGGCAGCCGCCAUCCGCCACAGGGAGAUAGGAAUAGCUGGCACAAUUCCUUUGCAAGGCUCUGAGUAUCUUAACAUGGAACGGCAAUGGCACGACCGCUCCCCGUUCGUCAACCAGUCUUUGUACAACCCAGAGUGGGUUUACGGGAUGAUGUCUCCCACAGCACCUGAGGCGAACAAGCAGCUCAUAUGGCAUACAUACAGCGCGCAGGCAUAUGGCAUAUUCCACGGCGAUCUCGACUUCUACUUUGGUGGAUGGGACGGCCGCUCGCGCGUAGCUUCGAUUGAUACCCAGAACUGCCCUGUGUACAUGCUGACGGGCGAAUAUGACUGGUCGAAUACGCCAGAGAUGUCGCAAAAGACUGCGGACAAGAUCCCCGGCGCCGUGCACAAGUCAAUGCCGGACCUUGGGCAUUUUCCCGCGACCGAGAAUCCGACCAAGUUCGUACCGCAUCUGAUCGAGGCGAUUGACCACAUACAAAAGGUUAGGUCAGAAAACCUAAGCACGAUGCGACUAGGAAACGGCACAGACUAG